AUGAGGACAAUCUUGAAAAUAACACUGCUGGUGGUUGGUCCGACUGCUAACCAUAGUUUCAGCUAUUGCGUCCGACAUAGCGUACGGUUUUUCUCUCGUUGGCUGUCCGCUAAUGACUCUGCCCUAACUUCAACGAUUGGCACCAAGAAACUGCUGAAAAUCCGAGUCAAAUGGUUCUACGCUACAGAUGUACCACUUUCAAAGCCUGAGUGGUUCAACUACCAGCAGGAGAAGGACGCUGCCAAUUUUAUACCUUUCUCAGACUACGACUCUGGUCAAUUAGAGUCAAAAUACCAAGAAUUGCACAGGCAAGUUCCGGCUUCCAGCGUAGACAUAUCACCUACUGUGGAAGUCAAUGAGGACAAAUUGUUCCAGGUAGAUUUGAAGAAGUUCGAGAUAGAGCCGAUUUACUGGGAGGGACCCAUUUACGAAGUUCGUAGGGGCACCUGGUUUGACUCUGGUGGUAUACCUUUGCCCUACAAAGUUGCUAGGGCUAUUGAAGAUGGAUACCAACAUUUGAAGCCAUACCAAUUUGUUGAGAGACCAGUGUUGGACGAUAUGUUUUCAAAGGAAAACGUUGCUCGUUUCAGUAGCCAAAGAGAUCUUGUAGUUGAGUUCAAUAAGCUCAAGGAUCUGGUCAAGGAAGUAGCCUCGUCUGUGAAGCUAGAUGAAGAACCAGAUCUCAUAGAGCUUCUGAACGGGAACUAUGUUCUCUUUGUAGAUAGCAAGGAUGCGUUCAUAUUUCCCAAAUCUUUCAACACCCCUUUCCAACUCAAUGCCAUUAGAACCCUUGCGCCCACUAGUGCUGCCUACAUGGUUGGAGUGCAAAAGAUACAGCGAGGUUACACGGACGAUUUGGGAGAGUCAAUAUUGGACUCUAUUGCCAACAGCAACCCACUUCCUAAUUGGACAGAGACAAUUGAUUCGGAAUUAGGGUCGAUGUUUCGACAGAAGACUAAGAAAUCCGGACAAGAUAGCAGUACACAAGAGAAUCAACAUAUGAAGAAAGUCAUGGAAUCAGACUAUGAUUUGGAAGUUUCUGCUGCUUCUUCCAAUCGUGAAAUUGACCAUUUGGUGCUCUGUGUACAUGGUAUAGGGCAAGUAUUGGGGGGUAAGUAUGAAUCGGUGAACUUCACUCAUAGUAUUAACGUUCUUAGAAAAACGAUGAGAACAGUCUACAAAGAAGAUAAGAGAUACAAGGCGUUGGCAUACCCCAAGGACGAGCUGGUAGAAACAACGAAGAACAAUAGAAUACAAGUCCUACCUAUAUCAUGGAGACAUAAGGUGGACUUCCAUCCUUCCAAACCCAUAGAAUCGUUUGACAGCAAAGGGAAGCAUCGUUUGCCUACUUUGUCACAGAUCAAUGUCGACGGUGUCAAGGCUUUGCGAAGUCUUCUAGGUGACGUUGUAUUAGAUAUUCUUCUCUACUAUGAACCUAAGUAUGCCAAUCAGAUCUACUCAGUGGUGAUUUCUGAGCUAAACAGAGUAUAUCAAUUAUACAAGGAAAGAAAUCCCCAUUUCAAUGGCAAGAUUCAUAUCAUGGGCCAUUCGUUGGGAUCCGCUAUUGUUUUUGACAUAAUGUCGAACCAACGCACAGUUCAAGGGCAAGGACUUGAUCUCAUUAAGGAAUUAGACUUCGAAGUUGAGAACUUGUUCUGUGUGGGCUCACCUGCUGGAAUGUUCAAGUUGUUGGAACAAAAGAACAUUGCUUCACGUUCAUUGGUAUCUGGUCCCAUAUCCACAGAGUAUGAUUCUCCAAAAUGCAAAAGUUUGUUCAACAUUUUCCAUCCAUGUGACCCAGUAGGUUACAGAAUGGAGCCAUUGGUUAAUCCAGAGUAUGCUAGAUUUAAGCCGGAACAAAUUCCCUUUGCUGUGAGAGGCUUAAACACUCAGAUCAAAGAAUUGGCCAGCAUGGGAGAUGGACUCUCCGAGAAGAUUCUAAAAGCCUCAAAUUGGUUCAGCAAGGGCGGCGACGAAACAAAGACAGACGGUAAGAGUGUAGAAGAAGUGGCAGCACAAGAGACUCCACUUGGAGACAUUAUUACAUCCAUUGCCAAAGGAGGUAAGAAGUCUGACAGCAAGAGUGUGUCCAAAAAGGUUGAACUUCAGGGUGAUAAGUUGGAGCCGUUACUAGCUUUAAAUCGAACAGGAAGAGUGGAUUACUGUUUACCUAUGGGAGUGUUUGACCUUUCAUUCAUUUCUGCUGUAAGUGCACAUGUCUCAUACUUUGAAGAUGAGGAUACUGCUGGCUUUAUAAUGAAGGAAGUCCUCUCCUCCGGCAAAGAAGCGGUAACAUCCAAGACAUUUACGACCUAUCAAUAA
Scheffersomyces stipitis CBS 6054 is the source of this 2322-nucleotide messenger RNA. Its product is annotated as putative carboxylic ester hydrolase. Gene Ontology annotation, molecular function: glycerophospholipase activity; metal ion binding. The coding region runs from base 1 to 2322 and encodes 773 amino acids. NCBI's taxonomy places the organism in Eukaryota, Fungi, Ascomycota, Pichiomycetes, Serinales, Debaryomycetaceae. The transcript has a single exon. The record is from RefSeq and is a predicted model, not a curated record. Gene Ontology annotation, cellular component: cytoplasm.